This is a messenger RNA of Strongyloides ratti, 1674 nucleotides long. RefSeq names its product DNA/RNA helicase, DEAD/DEAH box type, N-terminal domain and Helicase, superfamily 1/2, ATP-binding domain and P-loop containing nucleoside triphosphate hydrolase domain-containing protein. Gene Ontology annotation, molecular function: ATP binding; nucleic acid binding. NCBI's taxonomy places the organism in Eukaryota, Metazoa, Nematoda, Chromadorea, Rhabditida, Strongyloididae. Bases 1 to 1674 code for a protein of 557 amino acids. The record is from RefSeq and is a predicted model, not a curated record. The transcript has 2 exons.
AUGAAUACAAUUGAAUUUAGUCAACCAAUUAAACAUUCAAAAAUUAAUGUUUUUUGUAAUGUUUGUGAUGGAGAUUUCACAGAAACAAUUUACUCAACAUUACAAAGUUUGAAUAUAACCAAGUUAUGUGAACUUCAGGAAUAUUUGGUUCCAGCAAUUAUGGAAAAAAAGUAUGACAUUUUUAUUGAAUCACCAAAAGGGACUGGAAAAACUUUUGGCUAUAUUUUGCCAAUUGUUAAUUAUAUUUCUAAAGUUCAUGAAAGUAAUGAUUUUGAAGAUAAUGGAAAUCCUUUUGCUAUAAUUUUAAUGAAUGAUAUUGAAAUGUGUAAAAAAGUUUCAUCUGAAAUUACCAGAUUAUAUUCAGGUGCAAAAGUAAUAAGAAUAAUUGGAAGUGAAAAAGAAGUUAAUUUUAUUAAAGAAAUUAAUAAUGGAUGUGAUAUAAUUGUUGGUUCUAUUAUUAAAUUUUUUAAAAUAUUUCAACCAAUAAAUUUUCCCUUAAUAAAUAUAGAUAUAUUAAAAGUUAAAUUUCUUGUUAUUGAUGAAUGUGAAAAAUUUAUAUCUAAAUAUUGGGAAACUUACCUUAACACUAUAUGUAAUGAUACAUUCAAAAAACAAACUUCAAACCAAAUAAAAAUUUUCUCAACUUGUGGCCUUGAGAAUUGCAGUGCAGAGAUGUUUAUGGAAAAAUAUGCUCAAAAAGAUUAUGUUAUUAUGAAAUUUUUUAAUAAAAUUUCUAUUAAUAAAGAAAAAUUAGUAACAACUUUUCCAAUUAUUAGUGAAAAUUGUCCUUCAAAUUAUUUUCCAAAAGAAAAUUUAAAUGGUGAAAACAGUCAAAAUUCUACGAAACACCAUGGUAUAAUAUUUUCUCCAUCACAUAAUAAUAUAGUAGUUAAUAAUUACACGAAUCACCAACAAUUUACAUCAAAUCAAUCAUACAAAAAUCAUCUAUCUUUUCCAAUUAGAAAUCCUUUCUACAUUCAUAACGAUGAUUCUUUACGUUCAAAUUGUGUAAUAAAUAAAUCUUGUAAUGUAAGAUAUAAUCCAUUUCGAGCACAAAUUGUAAAUCCUUAUUUAACAGUUUCUCCACAACACAUUCUUAAGUUUGGUUUUGCAUCUAAUUUUCAAUAUCAACAAAAUACUUCACCUGAAAAUCAAAAUAAUUUCCAUCAAACAGAUGAUUUUAAAAAUACAGGAUUGGUAAAACAAUUAGAUAUAAUUGAAAUUAAUUUAUUUGAUGGAUAUAAAACUUUAUUAACUGUUGUAAAACAUUUAUUUAAUGAAAAAAAUUGCUAUAAAAUAAUUGUAUUUGUUACAACGGCUGAAGGAUGUAAUUUUGGAUCAAAUUUAUGUAACAAAAAUGGAAUACAAUCAAAAAUGAUAACUAAGAAUCUUAAUAUUUGUGAAACAAAAGCAAACUUGGAAUAUUUCAAAUCUAAUAAAAAUGUUGUACUAUUUGUUGAGGAUAAUUAUAAAUAUUCCCAAAUGGAUGGAAUACAUUCUCAUGUUGUUAUUUCUUUAAAUAUAUCAGAAACCAAAAUAUCCUUUGAUAAUAAAGUUAAAUAUUUAUGUGAUAAUGAUAACCAAGGUGGGAUUUUCAUAAUUAUAGGAUUCUCAAAAAUAAUUUUACAAGAGUGGAUUGUAAAGGAAUAUAAUUUUUUUAAUGUUAAAGAUUAA